AUGAAAGGUGCAGCAAAAGAUUUGGCAAAUGGAAUAAGCAAGGCAGUGAUAUCAGCCUCAAAGAAGCACAGCAAUGGAAGGGUUUGUUCAUGGAGUCCACAUGUGGAACAAACGCUACACAAUCUGGGUUGGCGACACAUGCUAACACCAUCAUUGGUGGCCACUGUCAUCGACCCUUUGCUCCUCACACACCCUUCACUCGCUUUGGGAUUCUUCAAUUGGGCCUCUCAGCAACCUGGCUUCACCCACAACCCCAUCACCUACAAUUCCAUCCUCAAAUCUCUCUCACGUACCCGUCACUUCAAUGCUAUUGAUUCCCUUCUCAAAGAGGCCAAAGCUCUCAACUUUCCCAUCCACCCUUCGGUUUUGGGCUCUAUAAUAGCUUCCCACAUUGCCGGGAACAACACCCAGAAAGCGUUUUCUGUGUUCAGUGGCAUUUCUCCUCUUUGCACGCAAAUUGGGAGCCCCACGUGUAACUCGCUAUUGGCGGCUCUUGCCUCUGAUGGGUACUUGGAUAGUGCGCACAAGGUGUUUGGGGAAAUGACUGUGAGAGGUGUGCCUUUGAGUACGCUCGGUUUUGGGGUGUUCGUUUGGUGGGUUUGUAGAGAGGGUGAUUUGGUGAAAGUGUUGAGUGUGUUGGAUGGGGUUAGGGAAUGUGGGUCCGAGAUUAAUGGUUCUGUUAUGGCGGUUUUGAUUGUUCAUGGGUUGUGUUGUGCUUCCAGGGUGUCAGAGGCUUUGUGGAUGUUGGGUGAACUGAGGAAUAGGGGUUGGAAACCUGACUUCAUGGCUUACAGGAUUGUUGCAGUGGCGUUUCGGUCAAUGGGAAAUGUGGCUGAUGAGGUGAAGGUUUUGAAAAUGAAGAGGAAGUUAGGGGUGGCUCCAAGAAGUAGUGAUUAUAGGGACUUGAUACUUGCCUUGAUUUCGGAGAGGCGGAUUUGUGAGGCAAAAGAACUUGGGGAGGUUAUAGUUGGCGGUGAUUUUCCUGUUGAGGAUGAUGUUCUCAAUGUGUUGAUAGGAUCAGUAUCAACUAUUGAUCCUGGAGCAGCAAUUGUGUUUUUCAAUUUCAUGGUUGAGAAAGAGAGGUUCCCAACUAUGUUGACUGUAAGCAAUUUGAGUAGGAAUAUGUGUAGGCAUGGAAAGGUUGAUGACUUAUUGGAGGUAUUCCAUGUUUUGAAUUCCCAUGAUUACUUCAAAGAUGUGGAGGGUUACAAUGUGAUGGUAUCAUUCUUGUGCAAGGGUGGGAGAGUAAAAGAAGGCUAUGCUGUUCUUCAGGAGAUGAAGAAGAAAGGGUUCAGCCCCAACGUCUCGUCUUAUAAUUGUGUGAUGGAAGCGUGUUGUAAGGAGGAUCUACUGCGUCCUGCAAGGAAGCUUUGGGAUGAGAUGUUUUCAAGUGGCUGCUGUGGGAACUUACAAACAUACAACAUUCUUAUACAGAAAUUUUCUGAAGUGGGACAAACUGAAGAGGCUCAAAUGCUCUUUAACCACAUGAUGGACAAGGGGGUUGCACCUGAUGUUACAAGUUACACUUUUCUCUUAGAAGGGCUCUGCCAAGAAGACAAGCUUGAAGCAGCUUUUGAGCUCUACAAUAAAUCGAUCAAACAAGACGUUAUCCUUGCAAGAGACAUAUUGAACUCGUUUAUAUUAUCACUCUGCAGGAAAGGACAUCUCAUGGCUGCUUCCAAGUUACUUUGCAGUCUCAAUCAUGAUAUGGGACAUGCACAAUCCCAUUUAACUUUGUUAAAAUAUUUGGCAGAUGCCAAAGAGAUUCCAAUUGCCAUUGAGCAUUUGACAUGGGUUCAGGAAAGGUCACCUUCGAUGGUACAAGAUAUAUGCGCUGGACUUUUAGCUUCUCUUUCUUCUGCAACAUGCCCGGAGCCAAUUUUACAGUUUCUUCAAAGAAUACCACAUAUGUUUGAUUUCCCAGGUAAGAGUACUUUGAAGGAUAUAUGCCACUGAUGAUUAAGGUGUGAGAAGGCUAUCGGAUUUGAGUACAGUUGGAUCAGUGCCCGUGCAACUAAGGGUAUAAAUGGUUAGGUGGUCUAUCGGGGCCCGUAUAUACCAUCCCCCACUUGGCCUAUUAUAUCUAGUAAAAUAAAAUAAGUUCAAACUUUAGGAA
Gastrolobium bilobum is the source of this 2116-nucleotide messenger RNA. Its product is annotated as pentatricopeptide repeat-containing protein At5g14080. Gene Ontology annotation, molecular function: protein binding. The transcript has 2 exons. NCBI's taxonomy places the organism in Eukaryota, Viridiplantae, Streptophyta, Magnoliopsida, Fabales, Fabaceae. The record is from RefSeq and is a predicted model, not a curated record. Bases 1 to 1956 code for a protein of 651 amino acids.